UGAGGUGGAAUUGGUUGGACCAUCAAUUCAGUGGCCUUGCCCUAACUCAAGGACAUGCAUGAAGGGUCAUGUGACCCUCACCAUAAAAAAUAAAGACACUAAGCAAGGAAGAAGGAAAAUGUCAAUGCAAGCUUUAUAUAUAUUCAAGGAAGCCUCAUCAUUGGGUAUAGAACGAGACUAAAAGCACAUUUUCUAGCUUCCAAGGAUAACCCAAUACCACCCAUUAGCCAUAGGAGCAGCACAGUCCUUGCCAAGCACAAAAACCAGCCACUGAAGAAGUGGAUCAAGGGAACUCACCAUGAAGAAGCGACUUCUAGUGUUGAGAAGAUAUGAACCAGUCAUUAGAGACCAAGUUGGGGUAGCAUGCACAAGGGGAAAAGUAGUGAGAUAUGGUGAAUGCCAAAAGAACCAUGCAGCAAGUGUUGGAGGGUAUGCUGUCGAUGGCUGUAGGGAGUUCAUGGCUGAAGGGGAGGAGGGAACCACCGGAGCGCUCAAGUGCGCGGCAUGCGGCUGCCACAGGAGCUUCCACCGAAGAGUGCAGGAGUAUGAGGGGUUGUGCGACUGCUCUUCCUCAGCCAUGGCAAGGCAGUGGGAAGGAUGCUGAAAGAGUUCAUGUGGUGGAAGCUCACUUUGAAACUUUUCUGCUUUCCAAUAGGUGUGUUUUAUCUGAUGGUUUGGAGAUUGUUUGUGUUUGAUGGUUGCAUUUGAUCAGGUUUCAACUAUUGUAUACUUCUGUUGUAUGUGAACUUGUAUGCCAAAGCUAGAUGGAUUCACGCCAUCCUUGAUACUUUAAGAUCUGCAAGGAGUCAGACUUGAUUGUUGAGUCUUCAUCUCUUUAAAAAUACAUAGAAUGAUGGCUUUUGUCAA
Messenger RNA from Elaeis guineensis (African oil palm), 867 nucleotides. Its product is annotated as mini zinc finger protein 2-like. Lineage: Eukaryota; Viridiplantae; Streptophyta; Magnoliopsida; Arecales; Arecaceae. The record is from RefSeq and is a predicted model, not a curated record. Gene Ontology annotation, biological process: regulation of DNA-templated transcription; regulation of developmental process. Gene Ontology annotation, cellular component: nucleus. Gene Ontology annotation, molecular function: transcription cis-regulatory region binding; DNA-binding transcription factor activity.